Messenger RNA from Dichomitus squalens LYAD-421 SS1, 2117 nucleotides. RefSeq lists its product as uncharacterized. Bases 21 to 1862 code for a protein of 613 amino acids. The transcript is spliced from 2 exons. The record is from RefSeq and is a predicted model, not a curated record. Lineage: Eukaryota; Fungi; Basidiomycota; Agaricomycetes; Polyporales; Polyporaceae.
CUGCUGCACCGAGCUCAUCCAUGUCGACUGUGAAGUCGAAGAAGGAGGGUUCUAAGGCCCCGAUUCCCCCUCCCACCAUGGUUGCUGCCGGCUCAACGACGACGAGGUCACACACCCAGGAGCAGAUGAAGAAAGUCUCUCGUCGCGCCAGCAAGCCGAUCAUCAACUGGUUCCAACGAAAGCUUGCGGGCACCGUUCGCACUCGGAGGGUGUCCGAGUCGCAGAGGUAUGGUGCGCCAUCGCCGCGGGGAAAGGAUAAGCACAAUCGACGUUCAUCAGUCCCAAUGGCCCCUCCCCUUGCCCUCCAACCCCGAGCUCGUAGCAAUACCACCGGCUCCAGGCAGACCAGGGCGCACAGCCUUCGUGGCACAAUCUCACUCAACGAGACAGAUAGUGCAGACAGCGCAGACAGUGGCUCGUUCCGCAGCGCAUCAGAUGACGGUCUCAACCUGUCUGUUGCUCGCGAUUCGCUCUAUUCGCCUACGAGCCACCUAGAGGCGGAUGAAGACGCAUCGGUGCGCCCUCUUCCCCCCAGCUCUCCUCCCUCUCCGUCCCCAUCUCGCUCUUCCUCGUCGUACCUCUCGCACUCGCGUACAUUCCGGAGCAUGGCUGCGAGCACGAAGCCCACGACGCUGCUCAGUGUCGACCUCACGGGGGGCAUGGCCCACAUCGCUCAGGCACCACCUACUCCAACUACUCCCAGCAUUCGAAUUCCACCCAAUAUCCGUACGCAUUCGUCCGGCCUAUCUGCCGGUUCCGUCACAUUCUCGGCCAUCCUCCCGCCCUCGCCCACUCAUCCGUCUCGACCUUCAUCUGGUAACUCCGGAGCUGCAGGCUCCCGUGGUCCAUCACUGACGGCCCCGCUCUAUACGGCCCACCAUCCGCGUAACAACCCACGCCCGUCCUCCCCACCUCCUGACGACGCAUCCGUACUAACGCUCGCCUCGUCUGCAUUUGGAUUCCCUGGGGCUCGCUUUGGGGCGGGUGCACUUACCUUGUCGGGACGAGGGUCGAUCGCGGAUGACUCGGUCUCCCAGUGGAGUAAUACCGCGGGUGUCACGGAUAGCACGAGCCACUUCAUGAUGGGCGACCUCGAGGAGGGCUUAGGGGAGGAGCGGUAUACCGACCACGAUGUCGAUGCUAGCGUGCGUGCGCUGCGUCCGAGAAGCUCGCGUCGCGGCAGCUGGGAGAGCGCGACCAGCGGGUGGAGCGCGAAUGUCGCGCUGCCGAGCCCGGCUGGGGUGCCGAGCCCUGGUGUCAGGAGCAAGAGCAUGUGGGCAUCUGGCAGCUACAGGACGGGCGGCUUGAGCACGGAGGACGGAUUCGGGGGUAUGCAUGACGAUGGGGAGGAUGACCUGGAUGCAGGCGAAGACACGGAGAUCGACUCGCCUCCGAAUGAGGUCACCGAAACUGAGUCGGAUGCGCCGACCAACCAGAGUGUUACGACCGUCGACGCGGCUGAGAACGAGCCGGAGGCGGAGAAGCAGGCGGUCUCGGACGAAGUCGUGACUUCUAAGUCGCAUCUCCCUGGGCAGCAGGCGCGUGUCCCGCCCGACCUGGCGUCCACCGUGACUCUCCCUGGAUCCAAGGUCGCCUCGGAGACCCCGUCGCUUGAGAAUACGUCCAUCGACGGAAACAGGAGCGGUGCAGCAGCGCCCACGAAGCCGGACACUGAGCCAGUCGAGCUCGCCGCUGCGACAGGCGCUCUAAGGCUUGAGCAAGAAUCGGAUGAGGGCGAGCCUCAGGAGUUGGAAGUCGACGGCGGUCGCAGAGCAUCUGCAAUCCUCAGCCCGCUGAGCCCCGCAAGUACGACACAUACUGAAUACCUUUCUGCACCGUCCACACCAGCACCCCGUGAUUAAGUAUGGUACCACAUCGUGUUAUCUCCUUUCGACUCACAGCUAUCAUGAUCGCCACCAAUCUAGUCAUGACUGUGGCACCGCGUUGUACGCCUGCACGCACUCCACGUUCUUCUGUCCGCCGAUAAUUGAUGGACAUAAACGGUAUACUUUAGUCGAUGUUGUCUAGUCCGCCUGGGAAACGAUCGUGGUGGUUGAUGUUCUUCGUCGUCAUUCUGUAUAUUAUUGCGUGGGCGCAUAUCAUUGACCUCUUCCAUC